Ciona intestinalis (vase tunicate) is the source of this 528-nucleotide messenger RNA. The record is from RefSeq and is a predicted model, not a curated record. NCBI's taxonomy places the organism in Eukaryota, Metazoa, Chordata, Ascidiacea, Phlebobranchia, Cionidae.
AUGGUGGUGUAUGAUGCGGUUAUAGUAUUGGACCAUCAGAUGGAUAAACUGUAUUUCGUGUUAUUUGUUUUUCUGGUUGGUGGAGCAAGAGCAACUGGAAGCGAAGACAUGCAACCAGUUUGGCAUGAACUUGGUGCAUGGAAGUAUUAUAUACACAAUGGUAGUAGAGUUACCUACCAUAAUGCAACUAUUGCGUGUGAGUCAAUGGACGCUAAACUUGCACAAAUCAAAACUCAAGAGGUUCAAACUUUUUUGGAGAAACUGAUACCGAAAGGCACAAGUUAUCGUGAUGCUUGGUUCAUCGGUUUGAAACGAAUGCGUAAUUCAAGUUUCCAUUGGGAUGACGGAACGAUGGUGUCACCAGGUUAUGCAAAUUGGGACCAUAAGGAGCCAAACAACUCAUCUGGUGAUGAAUAUUGUGUUGAGAUAAGAUCUACAAGCAAUUACAAAUGGAAUGAUAUUCCGUGUCAUCAAAAAAGAUAUUACAUUUGUCAGCGAAAAGCAGGUGAAUAUAGAAUGCAAUAUUAA